AUGGAGAACCAGCAAUUGACUCCAGAGCCUUCUCCCCACCUCUUGCAAUUGGACUUUACCCUCAGCGACAACUUGCCUGUCCUCCCAUCGGAUUGGGACUUUCUUCCUCAGCCAUCUACGACCCCGUUUCCUCUCUUGGACCGUCUUCCCCCAGAACUGUUUCACAUCAUCAUUUCUCAGCUUGACCUCGCCUCUCUACAUGCCCUCCGGCGAACCAAUAGACGAGCUGCCGAGCUGCUCUACUCCCAUUCCGAGUACAACACUCUCAUCACCCAUGCUUGGGAUGCAGUCCGCGGCGCUCUGUGCAUCGAUACAGCCAAGGCUAUCACCUGCAAGCAAUUGCACGAGAAGCUCUGUACCGAAAAAUGCGACGGCUGUGGUGAUUUCGGCGGCUAUCUUUACCUACUCACCUGCAAGCGAGUGUGCUUUGUCUGCUUCUCUGAAAAGAAACGCUACUUUCCUGUGCCGCCAAACCUCGCAUGUCGCAAGUAUUGGGUCGCCAGCGAGAUUAUCGACAUGCUGCCUCACAUGAAAGCAAUGCCCGGCAAAUACUCACCAGCCCGUGUCGCCAGUGUCGAGUCUGUAUUUGUAGACUCUGAAAGCGCCCUCAAUGCCGGUCUCGAAAUUCACGGUUCAUCCGAUGCCAUGACCGAAACUGUCAUAGAGAAGGAGAUGGAAAGGAUCAACGAAUAUUCUCGAAGGCGAUACGAGGCGGCAUUCUCUGAGGACGAUCCCAAGCCUUUCGUUGACCCUCCUGAAGUCUUUCUCUCUCGAUGCGAUGAAAGAGUGAACAAUCCGCACCGCUUUUUGGCCAUCGUUCAGGUGCCGUGGUUCAACAAGUCGAAGCAGUUGACGGAACAAGGCUUCCACUGCAUCGGGUGUGAGGACCUGGAAAGGAUGCCUUUUCACCACCGACGAAGAUUCACAGCGACCUCAUUCAAGGAGCAUUUGGAAGAAUGUGGCGAGAUCAAGCAGGGAAAACAUGCCAAAUUCGGGUCUGAAGAUGAUCAAGAUGAAGACCAAGUCGAGGAUCCAGACAACGAGGAUCCGCGAAUGCGUAACCUGGGCCAACUUGAGAUGAUGGCACUGUUUAGGUUAUGGUUCUGA
Molecule: messenger RNA, 1107 nt
Organism: Fusarium vanettenii 77-13-4
Lineage: Eukaryota; Fungi; Ascomycota; Sordariomycetes; Hypocreales; Nectriaceae
Exons: 1
Coding region: 1-1107 (368 amino acids)
Molecular function (GO): protein binding
Source: RefSeq, a predicted model, not a curated record